ACACACCACCGAGGUCGGUAGUGUGUGUUACACUACCCAAUCCGAGUCCGUUUUCUUGCAUGACACGAAAAUGACAUAAAAGACAGACAUCGAAGUCGAUCCGAGCAGGAGAGCUCGCGUUCCAAAAGAAGAAGCACCGAAGAAAAAAAGAAAGUUUUAAGUUUUAGACAUGGCUAAAGCAUCGAUAGAUGUUCCUCCCAAGGGCGGAUUCAAUUUUGAUCUAUGUCGCAGAAAUGAUAUGCUUUUGAAGAAAGGUGUUCAGCCUCCAUCUUUCCGAAAGACUGGAACGACUAUUGUUGGUUUAGUUUUUCAGGAUGGUGUCAUCCUUGGAGCUGAUACAAGGGCUACUGCGGGACCUAUAGUGUGCGAUAAGAACUGUGAGAAAAUUCAUUAUAUAGCGCCAAACAUUUAUUGUUGUGGAGCAGGAACUGCUGCUGAUACAGAGGCAGUAACUGAUAUGGUGAGCUCGCAGCUGCAACUCCACCGUUAUGCAACGGGCCGUGAAUCAAGGGUAGUUACUGCUCUUACUGUUCUAAAGUCUCACCUUUUCAGUUACCAAGGUUAUGUCAGUGCGGCUUUGGUACUUGGUGGUGUUGAUGUUACUGGACCACACUUGCAUACGAUCUACCCUCACGGUUCAACUGACACUCUGCCUUUUGCAACCAUGGGUUCCGGUUCUCUUGCUGCAAUGGCCAUGUUCGAGUCAAAAUACAGGGAGGGCUUGACUAGAGAUGAAGGAAUAAAACUUGUAUGUGAGGCGAUAUGCUCUGGCAUUUUUAAUGACUUGGGAAGUGGAAGCAACGUCGAUGUCUGUGUAAUAACGAAGGGCCACAAAGAGUACUUGAGGAACCACCAGUUGCCAAAUCCUCGCACCUAUGUCAGUUCCAAGGGCUAUUCCUUUGCCAAGGGGCAAACCGAGGUCCUGACGACAAAGAUUACCCCAUUGAAGGAGAAAGUGGAAGCUGUUGAAGGAGACACGAUGGAGGAGUGAGAUGCCUUCAAGAGAAGAGAAAUGGUAGGCAAUCAAUCAGAUGUGAGAGGAAUUACAAAAUCUUUACUUUUCAUGUCUUGUUCUUUCUAUCUUCCCUUACAAAGCAUGGGAAAAGGACAUAUUGUAUUGGAUUGGAAUCUUGGGUCGUAAUCAAUCUCUUCAUUAGCUGCCAAGUAGUUUUACAUGUGCCAAUUGUAGCUUACAUCAGCAAUAUGAAGUUCUCAUGAUAAUUGAAGUCUUUUUUCAGACGAUUGCCA
Magnolia sinica is the source of this 1248-nucleotide messenger RNA. RefSeq names its product proteasome subunit beta type-7-B. The transcript is spliced from 9 exons. Gene Ontology annotation, cellular component: proteasome core complex. The record is from RefSeq and is a predicted model, not a curated record. The coding region runs from base 170 to 991 and encodes 273 amino acids. Gene Ontology annotation, molecular function: threonine-type endopeptidase activity. Lineage: Eukaryota; Viridiplantae; Streptophyta; Magnoliopsida; Magnoliales; Magnoliaceae.